This is a messenger RNA of Zalophus californianus (California sea lion), 1978 nucleotides long. It is a transcript of the gene TPM1, whose product is annotated as tropomyosin 1. Bases 129 to 974 code for a protein of 281 amino acids. Gene Ontology annotation, cellular component: actin filament. Lineage: Eukaryota; Metazoa; Chordata; Mammalia; Carnivora; Otariidae. The transcript has 9 exons. Gene Ontology annotation, biological process: actin filament organization; cardiac muscle contraction. Gene Ontology annotation, molecular function: actin filament binding. The record is from RefSeq and is a predicted model, not a curated record.
GCCCCCUUGGGAAAGUACAUAUCUGGGAGCAGCAGGCGGCUCCGCGCUCGCACUCCGGCUCGGCCGCCCCACCGCGCGCUCGCCUCGCCGCUCCCGCCGCAGCCCCAGGGCCCCUCGCCGCCGCCACCAUGGACGCCAUCAAGAAGAAGAUGCAGAUGCUCAAGCUCGACAAGGAGAACGCCUUGGAUCGAGCCGAGCAGGCGGAAGCCGAUAAGAAGGCGGCGGAGGACAGAAGCAAGCAGCUGGAAGAUGAGCUGGUGUCGCUGCAAAAGAAACUCAAGGGCACCGAAGAUGAACUGGACAAAUACUCCGAGGCUCUCAAAGAUGCCCAGGAGAAGUUGGAGCUGGCGGAGAAAAAGGCCACAGACGCUGAAGCCGACGUAGCUUCUCUGAACAGACGCAUCCAGCUGGUUGAGGAAGAGUUGGAUCGUGCCCAAGAGCGACUGGCAACAGCUUUGCAGAAGCUGGAGGAGGCUGAGAAGGCCGCGGACGAGAGCGAGAGAGGCAUGAAAGUCAUUGAAAGUCGAGCCCAAAAGGAUGAGGAGAAAAUGGAAAUUCAGGAGAUCCAACUGAAAGAGGCCAAGCACAUUGCUGAAGAUGCCGACCGCAAGUAUGAAGAGGUGGCCCGUAAGCUGGUCAUCAUCGAGAGUGACCUGGAACGCGCGGAGGAGCGGGCUGAGCUCUCAGAAAGCAAAUGUGCCGAGCUUGAAGAAGAAUUGAAAACUGUGACGAACAACUUGAAGUCACUGGAGGCUCAGGCUGAGAAGUACUCUCAGAAGGAAGACAAAUACGAGGAAGAGAUCAAGGUCCUUUCUGACAAGCUGAAGGAGGCCGAGACUCGGGCUGAGUUUGCGGAGAGGUCAGUAACUAAGUUGGAGAAAAGCAUUGAUGACUUAGAAGACCAACUCUACCAGCAACUUGAGCAAAACCGCCGCCUAACUAACCAACUAAAGCUGGCCCUGAAUGAGGAUUAAACUUAAGUGGGAAAGAGCUUGGGCUGAAUUCUAGGAAUGGAGGCCAUGGGCAGGAAAUCUAAGACUGCCAUACCUUCAACUAAUAGGGCUGACAACACUUGCUUUCUGCAGAAUUGUACAUGGAAGGGAUUAGCUGAAAAGCUGGCUUCACCUGCAUUUUCCUCUUAUAUCUGGAAUAAUUAAGUUAUCUUUAAACCCCGAAACUGCUUUUGUGGUAAAAUUACGUAUAUGUAUAUGGAUUAAAUAUUUAUAACAAUUCAGCAAUCGCAGGUCCUCUUGUUUGAACUGAUUCUAUUUCCUACAGAGAACUGAGUCCUGCUUUAAGUUAGAAAGCCAAAGCAGAGGAGUAACUAUACACACAUAUAUAUAUUAUAUAUGGGAUCCAAUAUAUAAUAUGUAUACACACAUAGCUAUUACGUAUUCAUAUUCCUAACUUCAUAAUAUCUGGUAUAGUGUUUGAUUAAGUGUACCUAUGCUUGGGCAAAAUAGCUUUUGAAAACAGAAGCUCAUGUCAGAAGUCCCUGAUUGUCUGAAAGGUAUGCUUUUAUUCCGUCUUGUGGUGGUGUUGGAACCUGGUGAGAAUGUCAUGCUAAUAAUAAAUAGAACACUAUAAGAAUAGUAAGAGAAUGUCCUACUGAAGUGUGCAUGAAAUAUGUUGAUACUCAUUUUUUUUUAAUGAGCAGCAGAAAUAAAUCGUUUUAAAAGUUGUCAGAAAACCUACUUAUGUCAUCUUUGUCUUCUGUGAGAUUGUGUUACAACACAGCUCCUAGACCUUUACCUGCCUGUAAGUCAGAAAUGUCUGCUGUAUUAACUGCAGUGCUGCAGGUACCCGUCCCUGUCCCCACGGCGUACGGCCCGUGGACCUCCGCCAAGCCCCACCGGCGCUUUAUUCUGAGUGGACCCUUGGUGAAGGUUCAGCCGACCGCUCUGUGAGAGCCUGCUGUGCCUGUAGUUCCUUUGGGUCAAAGACGUCUUCCCCCUUUGUGGGUCCUUGUCUGGAAAUG